CGUGUCAAUUGUUCCGUUUUGCCGUCAAAAGUCGCUCGCUGGUGCCGUCAACAGUGCAACCGAGUCGGUAACAGCAGCACGUUUUUUGGGCGAUGGGAAUCGCGGCCAUGCGCAGAGAGGAGGCAGAAUCGCACCUUUUUCUACUUGUUUCAACUUGGCUUCCUUCGUGCACUUUGACAUCGGAGAGGACGCCACCUAGCCAAGCGCGGGGUUCGGAACCCGUUUGGAUUGGAUCCACUUGCAAGUGCACCGUGACAGACGUGGGCGGGUUUUGACGCACACUCGCGGACCCCCUCCUCUCCACGAUAAAGCACUGGGAGGACUUGUUGCGCUUCACCAGGGGGGCGCGCACCAGUCUGGUUUUGCUCCAAAAGAACCAAACAUAGACACGGCCGGUUGCGUUCAAGGACCCAAACAGUUGAAGCCAGUGGAUGUCGUUGUGAUUCAACACCGCGCGAUUACGCACACACACAUACGCGUACACACGCUUGAUCAUUCUUUGUUUGAACAUUUAAAUGGCAUUCAAGCACAACCGAGCCAAACUUUCCACAGGUUGAUUCAUUUCCUUUUUCAAAUCACCGACUCGAGCCGCAUCAACAUGUCCGAGCGCGAUGGACUGUGCAGCGACGGAGCGCCGGACUCUAUCCCGGCUAGAGUGUCCCGCGGCCGGCGCAGCGGUGUCAUCCUGCCCGGCGGGGGCGGUCAGGACCCGGAGACCACGCUGCUGGAGUCCGUGAAGGCAGCACCCCGUCGAAGCAGCAUCAUAAAGGAUCCUUCGGUGCAGAAGGUGGGCGGAGGCAGAAAGAAGACUGUGUCAUUCAGCAGCAUGCCCUCGGAGAAGAAGGUAAACAGCGCAGCCGACUGCCUGGCCUUCAUGCAGGGCGGAUGCGAGCUGAAGAAGGUGCGCCCCAACUCCCGGAUCUAUUGUCGCUUCUACACGCUGGAGGCCGACCUGAGCUGCUUGCGCUGGGAGCCGUCCAAGAAGGAUGGGGAUCGGGCCCGCCUGGACGUUGUCAGCAUCCGAGAGGUGCGAACAGGCAAGAGCACCGAGACCUUCCUGCAUAACGGACCCCUGUGCGAACAACUGGCUGAGGAAGCCGCAUUCUCUGUCAUACAUGGGGAGGACUACCAGUCUCUAGAUUUGGUGGCACUCUCAGCGGAUGUGGCCAAUAUCUGGGUGACGGGCCUCCGUUACCUGUUGGCGCACCCAUCGAUCGUUGGCGGCGGACUCGCAGGAGGAAGCGAUUUGGGAGAAGCAGCAACGAUGGAGGGCAGUCUGGGCAGCAAGAUGAGGAGCGAGUGGCUGGCGACAGAGUUUGCUCGAGUGGACGAAGAUGGUUACGGCAUCGUGUCUGAGGAUGUGGCAGUCACGACUAUCGUUAAACUUUGCCCUGGAAUCAAGGAAGCCAAGGUCCGUCUGCGCUUCAAGGAGAUCCAGCGCAGCAAGGAGAAGCUGACCUCCCAUGUGACGCGUGAGGAGUUCCAGGAGGCUUACUGUGAGCUGUGCACCCGGCCGGACGUCUACUUCCUGAUGGUGCAGUUGGCCAAGGACCGCGAGUGUCUGGACCCUCAGGAUCUGCGCCUCUUCUUGGAGACGGAGCAGGGUCUGUCCUUGGCCACCACCGAGGGCUGCUUGGAGCUCCUGAGGCGCUAUGAGCCCUCUGCACAGGGCAAGGAGAGGGGGCUGCUGGGGCUGGAUGGCUUCGCUCGCUAUCUGCAGUCUCCUGAGUGUCAGCUGCUUGACCCUGAGCACGAGGGGGUUUGCCAGGACAUGAACAUGCCUCUGUCACACUACUACAUUAGCACCUCGUACCGGUCCUACCUUCUGGAUGAUCAGGUUCAUGGCAGAGCAGACCUUGGCGGGCUGAUCAAAGCCCUUCAGUCUGGCUGCCGGUGCCUGGAGCUCGGAGUAACUGAUGGCCCAGAAGGAGAGCCUCUACUUGGGGUUGACUAUGGUCCAGACAUCCCUUGCCACCAUCAUCAGCAUUACCACCACCACGCACCCGUCACCAUCCGCUCCGCUUUGGAGGUGGUCAACAAGUACGCCUUCCUGACCUCGCGGUACCCACUCCUGGUCUACUUGUGCCAACGCUGCUCAUUAGCCCAGCAGCGUACGAUGGCACAGCAUCUGAAGAAAGUACUCGGCUCCCGGCUUUACACUCCGGAAUCCCUACCAGUCAGCUUGGGGGGUCGAGCCACCACCUUACCAUCCCCUGAGCAACUGAAGGGACGUGUCCUAAUAGUGGGCAAGAAGCUCCCUCCGGAUCAUGAAGGAUCCGACGGGGAAGUGUCUGAGGAGGAAGAAGAGAUCGGAGGAGGGGGUCCUCUGGCCGGGCGGCGGUUGACCAUCCCGGGUGAGGAGGAUCUGGGUGUGGUUUUGGUGGUACCUCCACCCUCUCAGCCGAGGAAACUGCGCCUCCACAAAGAACUCUCGGACCUGGUGGCCAUCGCUCGGAUAGACAGCCGCCACUUUUACGCCCAACGAGCUGUUCGCAAGCAGCACUCGCCGCCCAGCAGUCCCGGCUCUCCCGGCACUCCCUCGGUGAACGAGACACCCUAUUGGACGCUGUGCUCCUUGGGUGAAGGGGAGGCCGGGCGGCUGACCACAGAGAGUCCGGAAGACCUUGUCAUGUUCACCAAGCGCACUUUAACGAGGGUGCGGCCCAGCUCGGUGCGUCUGGAUUCCAGUAACCCAAACCCGCAGGGAUACUGGAAAGGUGGUGUGCAGCUCGUGGCCUUAAACCAGCAGACCCCCGGCGCCAUGCUGGACCUUCACAGGGGCCGCUUCUCUCAAAAUGGAGGGUGUGGUUACGUCCUCCGACCUGCUGUCAUGAGGGAUGAAGUAUCCUAUUUCAGCGCCCAUACACAUGGCUGCGUGCCUGGUGUACCACCGCAAACUCUUCGCAUUAAGGUUAUUAGUGCACACAACCUACCCAAACCUCAGGGAUCAGGCGCCAAGGGAGAGGUCAUUGACCCCUACGUGGUUCUGGAACUACACGGAGUACCUGCUGACUGUGCGGAGCAGCGCACACGCACUGCUCUGCAGAACCAGGACGACCCCCUCUUUGACGAGACCUUUGAAUUCCAAGUGAACAUGCCCGAGCUAGCCCUCCUUCGUUUCGUUGUGCUGGACGAUGACUACAUUGGAGACGACUUCAUUGGCCAAUUCAGCGUGGCGUUCGAGUGCCUUCAGUCCGGCUACCGCAACGUGCCCCUGCUGGGCUUGAUGGGGGAGCCCUUACCCCACGCCAGCCUCUUUUUGCAUGUAGCCGUCACCAACCGGCGAGGGGGCGGCAAGGUCCACCGCAGGGGCCUGUCGGUGAGGCGGGGGAGCCGGCGCGGGCGCGAGUAUGUCACCUUGAGGAACACGGGUAUCAAGGCGGUGGAUGAGAUUUUCAAACUGGCCAGUGCACCUCUCAAAGAGGUGAUGGACCUGCGGGAAGAAGCUCAGGGCACUAUGGCCAGUUUCAAAGAGCAGUGUGGGCUCCCCACAGUGGCCAAACUCAAGCAGUGCAUUCAGAGCCUGGCCACCAGGCUACAGAGCCCGGAGGGCACCAUGGGGGCCACCAUGGUGCUCAAGGAUGGCUACCCGUGUCUGGAGGCUCUCGUCAGUGUGUCCGAGCCCACCCGCAAGCUGCUCUCUGCAUAUGACACGGUCAGUGCAAAACUCAUUUUGGAUUGCAAACCAUAUAACCUGAUUGCGUGUGUAACGGUGUAUUUUGUAGGCAUGGAAUUCCAUGAAGAUCUGUCUCGGUUGGCGGAGAAGGAAGGAAUGAAAGGAUGCAAGCUGAGCAAAGCUGUCGAAAGUUUCACCUGGAACGUUACUGUGCUCAAGGGUCAGAGCGACCUGCUCCGCGGCGCCAAGAUGGAUUCCCUGGAUGCCCUGAGGCAAGUGGCACUGGCCUGCGAGGCCUCCGGACUCACUCAUCCUCCCUCCAACAACUCCGCAGCCACAUUCUCCGCGGCCGAGCUGCACUACACCUCUCAUAACUUUAGCGGGCGCCGAAGUAGCACGCACAGCAACGGACGCAUCUGAUGUCGUUUCUUGAUGAGCGGGAUGCGUCCCUUUAUCCGGUGCAGUGUGAGUUCCACUCUGUGAGAGUCUUACCGUGGUUCGAACUGAACAGAGGCCUUUUCUGAAUGACGCAAAAUUACCGCUUUAUUUUCUGACAGAACAUUAAGCCUCAGUCUAACUCAACUCCAUUUUUGUUGAAUUAGUAACGUAUCAGAAAAUACUCUGAGAUUUUAUUUAAUUCUUCAUAUUUAAUAUAAAGAUCAUAUAAGGGUCACAUGGAAUCAAUAAAUUAUUUUGAAAAAAAAGCAUUGAAAAUGUCACAUUGAAUGGAUGAAAUUCUUUUUAAGCAUUUAAAUUACAAUAGUGUCAGGAGGCCAUAUGGAUUUUAAUUUAUUUAUUGAAUGAAUCCUAAAUAAGUGCUUCUGGAUUUAAGACCCCCAACCCACACACCUCUAAUUAAUCUUUACUUGCUGUUUUUGCAUUUGGACCCCUUGCACACUGUCACUACAAAAAAAAAGAACCCAGCUAAUAAUAUUGUAUAUUUGUAUAUUGUGAUUUCUAUAUUCAUAUGAAGCUUAGUCUAAUUGGAUUUUCUGGUUUCAGACGCUGGAUAUUACUAGACUUUAAUUUCACGGUCAAUUUGAAUUUCCUCCUCUCCUGCUUUAAGUCAGUAAUAUCCUGUUAGAAACUCUGUCAUUUCACAGAUGAUCACGUUACAUAAAUGAAAUGUAUGCACAGUAUUCAUAAGCAACCGCAUUAUAAUGCAGGUUGUUCGGUGGCCUUUGGUUUUCCUGUCAUGUUAACUCGGAGAGAUUGAAAUGCGAGGACGCGUAACUGGAGAGGUUGUUUGCUCAAAGUACACGUGCGGAUCACAUGACCCCCCAUUUCCGGCGACAUGUGCGACAGGGUGUAAGUCAGUAUGACGCUCUCUGUCAUGGAUGUAGUAUAGCAAUAACAACAAUAGAGAUGUACGUGCGUUAAAUAAAGAUAGAUUCGGCUG
Messenger RNA from Hippocampus comes (tiger tail seahorse), 5015 nucleotides. It is a transcript of the gene plcl1, whose product is annotated as phospholipase C like 1. The transcript has 11 exons. Bases 599 to 4036 code for a protein of 1145 amino acids. Gene Ontology annotation, biological process: phosphatidylinositol-mediated signaling; regulation of synaptic transmission, GABAergic; release of sequestered calcium ion into cytosol. NCBI's taxonomy places the organism in Eukaryota, Metazoa, Chordata, Actinopteri, Syngnathiformes, Syngnathidae. The record is from RefSeq and is a predicted model, not a curated record. Gene Ontology annotation, molecular function: phosphatidylinositol-4,5-bisphosphate phospholipase C activity.